Selaginella moellendorffii is the source of this 1241-nucleotide messenger RNA. Its product is annotated as nuclear pore complex protein NUP85-like. NCBI's taxonomy places the organism in Eukaryota, Viridiplantae, Streptophyta, Lycopodiopsida, Selaginellales, Selaginellaceae. Gene Ontology annotation, cellular component: nuclear pore outer ring. The coding region runs from base 1 to 1188 and encodes 395 amino acids. Gene Ontology annotation, biological process: positive regulation of DNA-templated transcription; mRNA export from nucleus; protein import into nucleus. The record is from RefSeq and is a predicted model, not a curated record. The transcript is spliced from 9 exons. Gene Ontology annotation, molecular function: structural constituent of nuclear pore.
AUGGAUUUUGACAAGGAACAGAACUUCGAAAAUAGAACUUUAGAGAAUGCUACUUGGAACAAGGCAAAGGGAGGCCCACAAAACCGUCGAGCUUUUCCUCCCCCUCUAACUCACGAACUUUGUCACAAGCACAUUCAAGGUGGUCCCUUCGUACUCGGUGCUCGCUCCCUCCUCGCCUGCCAAAUACCUCCCUGGUAUGGAAGUCCUGGUGUUGCCGUAGGUUUUAAGCCUGACUUUUCUAAGGCGAGGGAAAAAUGGCGAAGUCAGGUUUCCAAGCUUGAAAAUAGUGUGUUUUGGGCGGAAUGCAACCACCGUGGGACGCUUCUUGGUCUUAAGAAGCUAAUACAGGUGCUAUUGGGAAACGUUGAUGUUCUACAGCUCUCUACGUUUCACUGGAUGGAGCUGCUGGUGGCGCAUUUCCUACAUCUGAUACCUUUUUCUUUGGUCUUAGAUGGAAUGCGUAGCAUAGCUUCCAAGUGCAAAGGAUUGAAAAGUUCUGGGGACGAAGACCUUCAAGAACUUUUAUCUGCAAUUAUCAGCAACGACACCGAGGUAAAUGCUCUUCCCAGUACUAUACAGAUACUCUUUGCGAAGUGUACGAAGGUUUUCAAUGCCUGGAUGAUGGCGCAUGUUGAUGAUCUCCUGAUAGCAAAAGGGGAGGACGUUCGAUCUCUUCUUGAAGAAGACAGGCAAACUCUAGGCGGCUUGAGCUUGAAAGAACUCCAUCGUUUGGUUUAUUCUCAAGUACUGUCUUCGCACAGCUUAACCUGGCAGCUAGCACCUGUUUACCUCGCGGCUUGCCCAAAGCAAGGCCUGGGAAUGCUUGAAGCUCUCCUAAUGAAGCAGAGUUGUUCCAAUCAGAAACUGGCAUUGAAGGCACUAGAGAUAUGCCGCCUCUAUGAACCUGAUACCGUGAGCACAGCCAUCGCCAGGGCUGUUGGUGUUCAUAGUUUAAAGCAUGGAAAGAAGGGCCAAGGGAUAAUGUGGCUUCAAUUGGCCCGAGACGAGCACUCUACUCUGCUGCCUCCAGGAACUCUUCCUCGCCAGGGACCGCCUAGAGAACGACAUCCUAGGCACCGCAGAGCCUGGCGCUGUGGAUCGCCUGAGAUUGGCACUGGCAUCCAACUUGGGCCGUGCCAUCUUGCAAAGCUGAUCGUUUCUACGAAGGUAGGAAGGAUUUCUUCUUGAACUGUACAAUUCAGAAGCGUGAGUCUAAUUAAGCAAAUAGUUUGACCGUAAAA